Molecule: messenger RNA, 1041 nt
Organism: Pararge aegeria (speckled wood butterfly)
Lineage: Eukaryota; Metazoa; Arthropoda; Insecta; Lepidoptera; Nymphalidae
Gene: BBS5
Product: Bardet-Biedl syndrome 5 protein homolog
Exons: 7
Coding region: 1-1041 (346 amino acids)
Biological process (GO): cilium assembly; intracellular transport
Cellular component (GO): ciliary basal body; BBSome
Molecular function (GO): phosphatidylinositol-3-phosphate binding
Source: RefSeq, a predicted model, not a curated record
AUGUCGAAGGCUAAGAAGACCGUCGUGUGGGAAGACCGAGAAGUGCUUUUCGAUUUACCUUUCAAUUACCUGAGGCUAAGGUUAGGUGAGAAGGUGUUCGAUCGGAUUGAACCCAUAGAGGACACGAAGGGUAACAGUGGGAUGAAGGGGCGCCUGGUCGUCACCAACCUGAGAGUCAUCUGGCACUCGCUCUCCUCUCCCAGGAUCAAUAUGUCGAUCGGGUUGAACUGUUUCAUAUCUACCAGCACGAAAGUGGUGAACUCAGGUUUGCGCGGCGCCACCCAGGCGCUGAACGUGCUCGCGGGCUACAGCAACAACCGAUACGAGUUUGUCUUCACCAACCUCGCUCCGAACUGCGUUAGGCAUUACACUUCAGUUGUAGGAGUCCAUAAAGCGUACGCCGCAUCGCGAAUGUAUCGUGAUUUAAAACUAAGAGGGCCGUUUAUACAAAAUAAGCAAUUACGAGUAUUGCCGCUUGAAAAGCUAUGUCUCGUAGAGCACGGACUGUGGAACUUAUCAAGCGAAUCCGGAAAUCUCGGCACCAUGGUGGUGAGCAACGUGAGAAUCGUCUGGUAUGCGGAUGUUAACGAUGCUUUCAAUGUUUCUAUGCCGUAUAUUACUAUUGAAAGUAUUACAAUACGAAACUCGAAAUUCGGCGACGCUCUUGUCAUUGUGAUACGAGCCGCUUGCGGUGGUUACGUGCUAGGCUUCAGGGCCGACCCCCUUGACAGGCUGGUCCCGUUGCUCAAAGAACUGCAGACGUUACAUCAGGCAUAUACCGAAAAACCUGUGCUCGGAGUUGAAAUGAAUUGGGGCAGCGAGGUAGCGAAACCAUGGCAAGACGAAUUAGAAGAUCUGGAGGAAAUUGGAGAGCCGAGAGGAGAAAUGGGCCCGAGUUUGUACUUAGCUUCACAGCAGUCCCAUAAUAAAGAUGACAUGGACGUACAGCCAGUUUAUAGCUCGUAUCUGGGAUUAGCUAUAGAACCAUUAAAACAAGGAUUCACUCUUAAAAGUUUAUUUGAAGUUCAAACAUCUACUUAA